Molecule: messenger RNA, 863 nt
Organism: Bradysia coprophila
Lineage: Eukaryota; Metazoa; Arthropoda; Insecta; Diptera; Sciaridae
Molecular function (GO): N-acetyltransferase activity
Source: RefSeq, a predicted model, not a curated record
ACGCGAUAUUAUAAAAAGCGUUGCUUUCGGUCAGUAGUUACAACAAUCAAUUCCAUAGUGAAUGACCAUCAAGGUAGCUGCAUUAAAAGCUUGAAAUAAGAGAGUGAUAAUUCGUGAAAAUGUCGACUCCAAUUAUCCGACCGGCAAGUGUUCCGUACCCCAAUGUGUGGUUAACAUUCGAAGCGCCAGACGACAAUGGUGAUUUGGUGCAAUAUCGCAUCCAAGAUUUACCCGAAGACCGAUUCGAAGAUGCGGUCAAACAUAUGCAAGCAAAUUUUUUGUUGGACGAAUCGUUGUGUCGUGCUAGGAAUAUGGCGAAUGAUGAACAAACAGUUAUUGAUUUUACGAAUAUCUGGCGCGAAACAAUACGCGACUACAAACUAUCGCUGGUGUGCUUUGAAGAGGGUUCGGACGACAUUGUCGGAAUGAACGUCUUGUAUGUUGAAGAGAAAAAUGGAUUGAGUGAUUGGAGUGGGUUCAAGAGUGAACAUAUUAAAGAUAUGGAAAUGACGGCAAAUCAUCUGUUAGAUCAAUUUAAUGUAUUUGAACAUUAUAAAGUCGACCGUUACUUAUCCGCAUUCGGAUUGUCUGUAAUGCCAUGGUACCGUGGUCGAGGAAUAGCAAAGAAAUUGUUGGAGGCUCGGAAAAACAUUGGUAGAGCCUGUGGACUGACCCUAACAUCGAACCUAUUUUCAUCACCAAUAUCGCAACGAUUAGCUGAAAAAGCUGGAUUUGAAAAAAAUUUCGAACUAUCGUUUGAAGAGCUGGCGAAAAAAGGUUCGCACUAUACAUGGAAUGUCAGCAAUAAUUCUACAUUCGCAAUUUAUAGCAUGAGAAUAUGAAAUUGGGGAAUUUAUUAAAAA